Molecule: messenger RNA, 2057 nt
Organism: Trichoplusia ni (cabbage looper)
Lineage: Eukaryota; Metazoa; Arthropoda; Insecta; Lepidoptera; Noctuidae
Gene: nAChRa9
Product: neuronal acetylcholine receptor subunit alpha-5-like
Exons: 1
Coding region: 664-1932 (422 amino acids)
Biological process (GO): nervous system process; regulation of membrane potential; monoatomic ion transmembrane transport
Cellular component (GO): synapse; membrane; neuron projection
Molecular function (GO): neurotransmitter receptor activity; transmembrane signaling receptor activity; extracellular ligand-gated monoatomic ion channel activity
Source: RefSeq, a predicted model, not a curated record
UGAAAAAGAAUUGAAAUUAAAUUGAUUAUGUUGGUUUGAAGUGACUAUCCUACCUAUUUUGGUUUGAACUUACUUGUUGAUGAUUUACUCUGGUCAACGUACAACGGUUAAAAUAUUGUAGUGGUCUUCUAAAGUUCUAAAUUUGUAUGUUAUCCAUUACAUGAAAGAUUCUAAUUAGUUGUAAAGCUUAGAUAAUCCCCCAUUCUUUGUAAACACUACUCUUUUUUAAAGCUGAACAAGUUUUGAUAAAACAUACUUAUAUCUAAGAAGGAUCAUGGGAAAAAUUGCUUUUAUGAUACAAUCAUGAAACUUAUUAAUCUCGUUUUAUGAUGGGGAUUUAAAAAGAUUUAUUUUGUAAGUGUGUAAGUGUUAUUGGAAGAAUAUGGACUUUUACAAAACAUCUGACAAAAAAGGUUCUUGUAUUACUGAAUUCUUAGUCCCAUUCAAUUAGUUAUAGUAUUUACUCAUUGUUAUCUAACCAAUUAAUACAAAAAUAAUUGUCUCUUAACAAAUAUUAAUUUUAACAAAAAAAUAUGACAUGAUAAAUUCCCAUCUGCAAAUGUUCAGUAUCAACGUUAUCGUGAGGGGCGGCUCCGAGAGUCGGGUUUCCAUUGAAUCUGUGUUAGAGCCUGUCGUGGGGCAGCAGUCAUUGUUGUCUCGACCAUGUCCCCGCGAGGCAGGCUGCCCGUAGUGUGCGCUCUACUUGUGCUGGUUGUGACCCACGUCGCCAGUGACUGCCCCCCAGAACGCGAAGAACAAACCCACAAUGAAGCGAAACUUCACAAGGAUUUGCUCUGUGCCUACAAUUACGACUUUCGGCCAGUCAAAAACCAUAAAGACACAGUAACAGUAAAAGUUCGAUUUGCGAUUAAGUACAUCAGCUUCGACAAUUUAGAAGAAACCUUCACACUUCAUAGCUGGGUGGCCAUGACAUGGAAAGAUCAACUAUUGGCGUGGAAUCCGCCUGACUACGGUGAUAUUAAAGAAACACAGAUGGAAAGCCACGAAAUCUGGACGCCGAGGAUGGCACUGUUCAACGCUGAUGCCACCAUGUACCAAUCAGAUCAGAUCUAUACCACAUGCCUAUUGGAGUCCGACGGCACGGUAAAAUGUGUUCCUCACGUUGCGCAUUCAGGCAUUUGUCGCACGUCGUUACGAAGCUGGCCUUAUGACGUGCAAAACUGCACAUUGUAUUUCGGAUCGUGGAUGACCACAGGAGAACAAGUUAAUUUCACAUUUUACAAUAAACAACCGGUUGUACAAGAUGACUACCAAGAUGGACCAGGCUGGAAAUUGCUGCACGUUGUGAAUGAAAGAUUACCGGGUAAAUACAGUUGUUGUCCUAACAGCACGUACCCGAUGUUAAAAUAUACAUUUGUCCUGAAGAGAUUAGCGGCAGGCCCGGCGGCUAUCGUGGUGGUACCUUCUGUAGUUAUUGUGCUCCUAACCCUCGUAUCCCUUGCGAUGGAUGCGAAAGACAACACGCGCCUAAUGUUGAUUUGCUUCAGUUUGUAUGGGCAUUUUAUGUUUCUUACCGAAGUUGGUUACGAAAUCCCCAAACACAGUUCUGACACACCCAUUAUUUUGCUAUUCCUGCGCGAUUCGAUGAUAGUGACACUAGUUGGUAUAAUAGAAACGAUAUUUUUAAUGUACCUGAGGCGACGAGUGUCUCCUGCGCCAGAUUUUAUUAUAGCAUUGAAUCGGUUGGUUGCAAAAGUUCCAGGCAAGUACGUAAUAUUUUCAGAAUUUGAUCCAAGCGAUUCCAUGGACACUAAAGACCUGACCGGCCAUAGUUCCGACAUCACUUCGGAGAACCCGCCUGCAACUGUGGAUUGGCCACGUUUUGCCUUAAUACUCAACAGAAUUAACUUGAUUGUAGUGUUGUUCAUUUACUUAAUUUUAAUUGGCACUUACAUUCCGCGUGAUGAUUAAACUAUUGAAAUGAAUUUACCUAGAAUACGAAUCUAAUUUCUAUAUACCAAUACAUGUUAAGAAUUGGAAGUAAGUGAAACCUCUUUCUGUAAACAAAAAUGAGUGAAUAAAAGUUCGUAAUUGGA